Molecule: messenger RNA, 7409 nt
Organism: Haplochromis burtoni (Burton's mouthbrooder)
Lineage: Eukaryota; Metazoa; Chordata; Actinopteri; Cichliformes; Cichlidae
Product: GDNF family receptor alpha-2
Exons: 2
Coding region: 560-967 (135 amino acids)
Biological process (GO): nervous system development
Cellular component (GO): external side of plasma membrane; signaling receptor complex
Molecular function (GO): signaling receptor activity
Source: RefSeq, a predicted model, not a curated record
GGAGAAAGGGAGAAAGAGAGAGACAGAGCGAAAGAGAGUCUGAGUUUUGGGUGAGGAGGGGGUGAGGAGGAGGAGAAGGAGGUUUCGAGGUUUUCCUCAGUGCUCGCACGCGCUGGGCUUGCUGAAAGACGCACGAGGCUGCUACUGGAGUAGAUUCUAACCGGCGGGAGACGUGCGUGCCGUUACCCACCGGGCAGCUCCGGUGUGUGUCUGUGUGUGUGUGUGACAAAGAGGAGGAAGAGUAGCGGACAGAGUCACAUUGAGCCCGGAAAGUUGGAGUACAGCUGCGGAGUGAUCGGGGGCAGCUGAUGUUCUUCACCGAGGACAGAGCUCCAUCUCCGGGAGAGCCGCUCCGGAGCAUGCGCUCCUGCCCGGACUCCCACUCUUCUUCGUCUUCUUCUGCGUCCCUGCCGGGGCUGCUGUGAGCCCAGGACGGCGGGGUGGGAGGGGGGGAUCCCACCGUGUCCGGGGUUCGUGCUAGCGCCACUAUGUCGGUGGCAGUCCGCGUGAUGUGCGGAGAGAGAGAGUGAGAGACCCCGACGCUCAGAGCGAGAGAACCAUGACUUCCUGUGGGAUUACAGCAGCACGCGACAUGAUCCUAAUCGGCGUCGUCUGCCUGCUGCUCGUGCUCGAUGUGUGCGUUUGUGACUCGGAGCUCGGCACCCCCGGCUGGAGGGAACCUCUAGACUGUGUCCGAGCCUCCGAGCUGUGCAACCAGAACAGCCAGUGCAGCUCGCGUUACCGGAUCAUGCGCCAGUGCCUGUCGGGCGGGGACAAGGAGCGCAGCGCCAUGUUGGCCUCCAAGGAGUGCCAGGGGGCGCUGGAGGUGCUGCAGGACUCGCCGCUCUACGACUGCCGCUGCAAGAGAGGCAUGAAGAAGGAGCUGCAGUGCCUGCAGAACUACUGGAGCAUCCACAUGGGCCUGACUGAGGGUAAGCCUUUCAUGCUGGGCCCUGUCCAGAGCUAAUAAAGCCUCCUGCUGCCGCCGAUGGAGCACAGCAGCUUGCUGGUGUUUUUAUGUCAGGUCUUCUCUUCACAUGCUGAGGUCGUCUGUUGGCCUGAAGCGCAGACAGAAAGUAGAGAAAGUUUUACUCAGUGAGCACUUGCAAACAGCAGCUAAAGACGUGAGAGAGUGCAGGGGAGCAGCCUGAAGUCUGAUGUGACAGGAAGUGUGUUUAUUCAGGAGACGCUCAGACAUCAUCACCAGAGUAUGAAGAGAUUUGACAGGAAUGGGGAAUGGAUGAGUUACACUGUGUCUGCAGUGCGAGCCCUGCUGUUUUUCAUCAGUAUAAUUUGAAUUGGCUGGAUUCUUCAUGCUCCUCUGGAUUGUCAGGGAAGCAUCACUGAUCCCUCAAUCUCUGCAGGUUCUGCAUCCUGGGCAGAGUUGUUUUUCUGGCUGUUUAUGUGUGAUGGACAGUAGAUGUAGUGAAAUUCUCAGCAGCACGAGCCACCCUGAAUCUAAUGACAAUGGGAUCGUGUCUGUGCAGUCAGGUUUGAGGGAGUUAUUACUGAUUGUUUGACAAAAUUGCUGCAAUCAUGUUGAUUAGUGGGUGACCUUUAACCUGGGCCAGCUGCUGGUUCAGAUCGACUCAUGAUUGUGCUAUUUUUUUAAGAUUACUCUUAUUUCACCAAACUAUUAUUUCAUUAUUGAUGCUGGAGUUUUAGGGCCGAUAUUGAUAACCAUCCCACCAUCUAUCGAGCGCCUGGUUUUGGGUCCAUGAGGCUUGGUUGGACACCUACUGAAUAACAUGGAUCUGCUGCUCAGUGAGCCCACCGCCCCAGAGGGCCUGGGGUUGGGUGGAGUGUGAGUUGGGCUGUUGACAAAAGUGGGAUUGGUGUUUAUGGACCCCCAAAGUGGACUCAGUUAAUGAUUUUUAAAAUCCAGAUGGUAGUUAGCUGUAAAUACAUGAAGUCAAAGAGUGUUGAUUUUAUCUAUCGGUAAAUCUCGUGUAAAGGCUCAGAGUAAAGAUGCUUUACUACCAUUUAGUUUCUAUAAUAACAGACAGUUAGCUGUAGCAUAGUUUCACAGCAUGUAUUCGACAUGUGACUUCAUCACAUCCAGGUCAGGUGUAUAUGAAACACAGUUCAUACAGCAGAGCACUGUACCCCAGGCUGCCUACAGACCCCCACAGCCAUCAGUGUGAUGGUUGUGGGUGUCAGGCGUCCCUUCCUCUGCCAUGUUUCACUGAAAUCUGCAAAACCCAAAAACUCUCAGUCCAAAUAAACCUGCAGCAACACUGAGGUUCACCCGGGGCUGUGUUCCAAACUUUGUCAGCUCUGACUUUGUGAUUUUACAAAGGGAGGGCGGCGUGUUUGUUUAGCUGUUUGGUUUUCUGCAGAGGAACCUAAAAAUGAUUUUAAUCCUUUUAAAGUGUCCAUCGCGAGCGCUCCAGCGGUGCGCCGACAGACGAGCCUCUGACGGCUUUCCGAGAUGCUUCUUUGGGAAUUUUAGCACAACAAACGAGCCGCUCACAUGAAACGCUCGCUCGCUGCAGAGCUGCUGCGUUCUCAGUCACCUGGAUAACGCCCGUGGCUCGUUCACAUCCCACUGCCACACACACACACACGUGCACACAGCCCGUUGGCUGGCCUAGUUUAGGUCUCGGCAGUGGCAGAGCUCAUUAAGAGCCUUUGUCUUUGUUCUCCUUUCCAUUGAGGAUGUCUCUGUAGUGCCAGCAAAGCUAGCAAAGUCUCCACAUCACACACACACACAAUGCUGUGCGGCGACACACAGGCCGUGUGUUUAAGCCUGACAAAGUUGUAAUGUACAGAAACACAAACAUGCUGUCUGACACGCAGCAGAACAAAUAUCUAUACCCACUAACACUGCACGUGCUCACACGGCUUUCCUUCGUGCUGUGUUUGUGUGUCUGAGCUCUGCAGUGUGUUUCAGAGUCUUUUUGCAUUAAAGCAUCACAUCUUAACCUGGCGAUCAAACAUCUUGGUCGCACACAGCUGAACGUGGACCAGUGAGAAACGCUUUGAGAUCCAGAGACAGAGUCAUGUGCAGUUCUUAAUGAUCUUCCAAACCUUUAUUAUUUCCUCUGCACUGAUCUUGUUCACUAAAAUCUCUCUCUAGUGACUUUUAGCUCAAGCUAAACCAACAGUGAAUGACUUUUAGGGAGGGGCAACAGGAGUGUUUGGUUUAUUAGAAAAAAUUAAAUGAGCUUGCCUUGUUUCCAUCAUCUCUAAAAGCCAAAUUAUAAUCUGAUCAAUCCUCCAGCCCUGCUAGAGGCUGAUGACCAGAAACACUGUGUUUAUUCAAAGACAGGACCUGAGCGUGAAAAUUACAAUGCUAGCUGUCACAGAAUAUGUCCAGUUUGGACCCUGAGAGGAGGUGGAACUGAAAGUCAGUCCUCAACUGGGCCCAGCUUGCACAAAAGCAGAGGAAAAAGAAACAGGAGCCAUGACUUCACACUUAAAGGUAAAGCUUGCAGAGUUCAGAAACUAUCAAGUUUCCAACACAGAGCCUCAGUAGAGGCGACUGUGCAUCUGAAUGACUUGAAAGUAUUUGGCAGAAGUUGCCGUCCUCUUUCAGAAGAGCUGGAAGCCUCUUGGGGAGGUACUGAAGAUGGGUGUCCAGGUUUGGUGAGAUGUUUGAGGAUUACCUGGUUACUUAGCCUGAUGAUGGACACCUGGAUGAAUUAGGGUUGGGCGAUUGGACGAAUAUAUUAACUAUCGUUUUUACAGGGGAGAUUUAUUUGCCCAUCAGUAAGUUUGCUAAUAAUGAUGGAGCUAAUAGAAGCAGUCAACAGAAAUGAACAAUUAACCCUCAUUGUUAAUCCGACCCUACUGAGUCAAAAUCCCUGAAAUGUCUCUGUCAAUGCAUAUCGGGCAGUUUGUCCAAAAGUUUGUUCAUUCUGCGCUCCAGAUGGGUUGAGCGCGUUAAAAAUUUUAAUCGUGAUGACCAUGUUAACGCUGCAUUAAUGCGUUUCUUCCUGUCAAAAGGGAGUUUUUCCUUCAUGUUGUUGCCAAAGUACUUCCUCACAUGAGGUCAUGUGAUUGUUGGGAUUUUUCUGUAAUCCUGUAGGGUCUUUACCUUACAGUAUUAAAACACCUUGAGGUGACUAUUUUAUUGGUGCUAUAUAUAAAAUUGAAAAUAAAAUUGAAUUGAAUCAAUAGUUAUGUUUUUUUUAGUGGGUAUGAGGGAUGAUGAUCAGUGCUACAAAGCUGUCGCAUCAGAGACUACAGUCCUCUCCAAACCUUGAACAAGGUGACAACUCAAAGUUAAAAACUCAAACAGUGUUUGUGCACUUUCAGCUAAUGAGCAGGAUUUCAAGGGUGCAGGUAAAUGGCUUGAUGUGGCGCGCAGCCUUGAGUCAUGAAUCUUAAAAAUGAUUUGAACAUGGCAGCAGUCUGUGCAGAUUGCUAGGAACGUCAGCGUGACUACAAAGAAGCUUUAAAAGGUUUCUCACAGGAAAGUUCAUCUGCUGCUCGCUUAAUUACAUCCUGCUUCUGAUGGGUUUAUAGAAAUUGUGCUCCUGUAGUUCUGGCUUCCAGCUAUAUUUUUCUUUCAUGUGACACUGAACAAAAGAUUUUCUCUUGCACUGUUUGUCUCGUUCAUGCAUGACGGGCAGGAGGGGAUGUGUUGGCUUUUCAGCUUAAAACUUAUAAUAGAAGUCAGGAGGAAGAACAGGUGAGACUGAAAAGGCUCCGAAGUUUCUCCCAGUAUGAGGUUCAGCCUGUGUUUAUGUGCCUGGAGAGGUUGAUUUAGGAGACAGGUUCAAAACUCAGAGCUGUGGUCAUCAGAGGAGCCAGUCUUUAACUACAUAAUGAUAAUAAUAAUAAUAAGAACAACAACAACAACAACAACAAAAAUGUCACUAAGAAAUAAUGAUAAUAAUGAUAGUAAUAAUAAUAAUACAAAUUUUACAAUGACUGUUACAUCACACACACAGAAAAUCUACAAACACAGGAGUGAAACUAAAGUGUGCAGCAGACAUCCAGUUUGAGAUCUUUAAUCUACUCUUAGGUUUUUAAUCUGAUUCAUGCUAAAAUUAGUUCUCGGUAUCAAACUUGGUCUUUAGUCUGAUUUUCAUUCUUACAUGUUUAAUCCAGUCUAAAGAUUUUAGCCAAGUCUUUAUGUGUUAUUCUGGCCUAAAUAAUCAUCAGUAAAUUCCAACCUAAUCAGGAUUAGUCCUGUCAGAUUAUUGGAUUUUUGGCUGCUAAUAAAAAAUAAACCUUGAAACUAACACACAACGAAAUAUCUUUUGUUUUGGAAAUGAGAGGUUGGGGUCGCUGAGGGCCUCACAUAGAUCAUCUAGUCCUUAGUGUUACAUUUAGACCUGAGUCUUGUCUUUAGGCCUAAUUCUGUAAAUUUCAGUCUAAUCUCUGCUCACUGCUGGGCUCAGCGCUGUGUUCAGGAGACCUUCCAGACAUUUCUACAUAUUUUCGUGAAGGGUUUUCCUCUCGAGACUGCAAUGCUUCCACCGCGGAGGUUAUUUGUGUGUUUUUAGUCAAAGAUUUACUUAAUUGUUAUUAAAGUUCAUGUAGAUGGGCGAAGACUCUGUCACUGUGUGAUGCUAACUUUCAGAAAUAAUGCUGUCACAUCCUCUGAAGUGCGUCUUCACUCCUGAAUGUAGUCUUUAAUAUGUGAUGAAAUCUUUACUUGUCAUUGUGUUUCUGAGGGUUUAUGGUUUAGUUUGUUGCCUCACUCUGGUUUUGGUUUCUGUAACGUGCCCACCUGCAUUCCAGCAACAGCCAGUAAUCGUUUCUUUUCUUGCAAAUAUUUUGUCGAUCCUUUUGUUCAGGGCACAGAAAGAGAAAAGAGUCAGAAGUGAAAUGGUCUCUGAAAUAGCAGCAUGCUCUGGAAAUGUGUUUAAAUUGCUAAUUACACGUAGUUCACUCCUGCGUGACGCUGCUUUUAUAGUCUGAUACAGAGUCUUUCACUUAGUCUUAAAUAUGGUCUUUGUGAGUCACUUGAGUAAAUCAGCAGCCUGUGGCUUAAUUAGGAGAGCUGUGAUUGACGGCAGCAUCCAGGUUUCACUUUGCAGACUCUCCAGUGAGUAUCUCUGCCCGGCAGAUCCUCCGAGAGCUGCCGGGAAGGUGUUGAAGGGAAGGGUGGAAAUGAGUAAUGAGCUGAGGGACAGAAAAUUGGUUGUGGGUGGAGAGUGCCGAGUCCAGAGACGGAGGACUGGAGUCUUUCCUGAAAGCUUUUCCUCUGGCAUUCUUUUCAUUAUUCGUUCUUUGAGGGCUGCAGAAGAAACACUCACCCAGGAGGAACAAAGUGGGGUGACAGAGACUCUCAGAGGUUUCCUCCCACCUGUUAUUAUGUUCACUGUGAAUGUGAAGGAGGUGAGUGGAAGCACCUUAAUAGAAGAAGGAAACUUACAAAUUAUCAGAAAGUGAGGCACAGAAUAAAAACCUGGAUAUGGUUAGAGAUGCUGAAUAAAUCUAUUACUACAGUAGCUAUGAUGAUGACGACUGUGAUGUCACCAUGACUCACCUGUGGAAAGACCUGCAUCAUCUGUUGAUUUAACAUUUUGCCUGUCAUUUUGUUAAUAUAUUUCUUUAUUUUAUUUACACUGACUUAAGGUGGACUGAUGAUUGAGGAUUUCAUCACUUGGCCUGCAACACACAUCUGUUCGCAAGACAUAGCUAUAGUUGCACACAUUACAAAACCAUGGCAAAGCUAAUCCCAUUACCAGGAAUGCGUUUGGGGGGUGGGGUCACAAAUCCAUCUGUGAGCUCUUGCUUGUCAGGUGAACGUGUAAAGCAUUAGUCUAUGGAGGCCUGAUGGUAUCAGAUUUCUGAGUAGGAUUAUUUCAGGUAGUCAGGUAUGACUAGAAGGUGAAAUGUUAUUUAAUUCUCUGAGAGCUACAAGAGCAUCCUCUUGGUGGGCACCAGUGAGUGGACCCGCAGUUGUUCUAUCAUAAAGGUAAUAUAGAAUGGUAAACAAUCAUCACGUCUUUAAACAGAAAACACCAUUCAGCUUUUCCAUCUGAGAUGCAGUGAUGAUGACUGUAAGCCGGGGCCCGAGGGCAGAAGGAUAAACAGCAUCGAGGGCCUUAAGAGCAGCUGCAGAGGCAUGCCCAUAAAUCAUAUCGCCAUAAUCCAGAACAGAGAGAAAAAUGGCCUUAGCUACUUUUUUCUGUAAAACACAGGGAGGUCAGUUCUUUGCAAAACAACACACGUCUGAGCUCCAUCAUUUUAUUUUGUUUGCUUCCCUCAUGGGUCUCAUGGCACUUUUGCCUUGGAUCAGACGUUCACAGAUUUCUUUCCUGCAGACCUUUGCUUGACCCAGAAUAAUGUCCUGCUCAUUGGUAGUAGCUUGAACCGGAUUGGCCAAAGCAGAGGUUCCCAAGGUGUGGGGCCCGCCUCCUGGGGAGGCGCAGAGCUAUUGCAGGGGGGGCGCGGUAUGAAAAGAGAAAAAAAAAAGAAUGCUUGGACACUGCUAGCAUAAUGAACAG